CAUUUGUCCAAUAUAAAUUGUCCGUUUGCGUUUUCCGCUUGGAGUAAACCGUUUCUGUAGCAAAAAUUGCAACAGACGAAACGUUUUGCAAAGGAAUCAGCCUAACGAAUAGCAAGCUACGCCCCAGAAAUAAAAAUCGUUUAUUUGGUUCGCGGCGUGUAGAGACAGAAUGUGAUCUCGAUACUUCGAACGAGGCUAAAUUCUGAAUGCUGUCGUGCAAAGAUGGGAUGCAAAUUUUGUCAAAUUGACGUCUAAAGUAAUUUUUUGUUUUGCAUUUUAGUUCACCCUAACCAUAACCUAAUUUGAUAAGUCAAUUUUGACAAAAGCUGUAUAUUUUCUAGACAAAACCACAGAACGUAAUACAAUUCCGGGAAUGUAAACGCGAUUUAUAUGUCAUAAUAUGUGACCUGGUGGAUUUGUUGUUAACUCUUUUCCUUAUCGUUUACCUGUCAGUGCUUAUGUGGAAUAAAGUUGAUGAAUCAAAGAUAUGAUGCCUUCUACACACCAUAAGGGAUGAAGUAACUGGCAAAACAAUGUUGAUCUGAUUUCAAAUACAUUAGUUAAGGAUAUCAUAUCAUCAGAAAGAGAUGUUAGAGAUGGACAGGGAAGCUCAUGCAGAAGAUGAGCCCAGACGAGGGACUGGGUUAGUGGAUGCCUUUAAGAUCCUCUCUAAGGUCCCAUACGAGAGACAGCUAAGCCUGACUUUCAAGUUGGGUGAUAGCCUGGCCGAGGAGCUGGUACAUGCCAUGUCUCUCAUCUGCCUGGGGAAGAGGUCAGAGGCACUGAACAAGCUCCAGGCUUUGGGGGACAACAACAUCAUUGCUAAACAUCUGGCUGAAAAGAUGAGAAUGUGUGGAGUCAAGUUGGAGGCCUUAACAGUGAGUAUUGGUCCUUUCCAAGAGUGUACCGUGGGCACCUUAGCAGACCUAGCGAGGAUUUUCAAGGUGUUGGCUGAGGAGAGGUUGUGUGACUCAUCUCUGAGGGAUUUGGCUUACCAGACAGUUCUAGCCACAUACAAGAACAGUAGUGAAGAGAGUUCCGAAUCAGAAUACAUACAGAUGCAGCUGAGAGAAGAAGCCAACAGGGUCUGUGGGCCUCAGAUUGAGGACACAGUUGGUGGGAUGUGUUUCCCUAAGGACUCCUCAUCAGGUCUUUGCUCCAUCCCGCCACUGGACCAAGGGAGCACAGCUUUACGAAAAUCAGGCUUUCCCAAUCAGACAGGAAGUGGUCACAGUCCGCCGUCCUCCCUACGGGACGACACCUCCAUAUGUUCCUACCCUUCUCACUUGGAGAUCAGUGUAUCCGAAACAGUUGGCUUUAAAACGAGCAACAUCCCAUCGCAGCCUCCUCCAAUGAAUUUGGAGCCUGUACAAUCACCUGUUCCACAUUAUGGUACAAAUACAGGAGAGGAAGGUGCAUUUAAAUACUUUUCCAGGGUUACGUCUCGGGAUAUACCACCCACACAAAAUGUGCCUAAGCCUGUUAAAGGAAAAAUGGACAGAGUUACAAGUGUUGCAGUGUCUUGUGAACACAGAACGGGGUCAGAGGAGGUGAGAGUUUCACCCCUUUCUCCUGUCAAUUUCACUCCAGCUCACACUAAGUUCAAUAACCCUGAGAGUCCAAACGCACAUUCCAAACCAUGUCCAAAAAAUAACCUUGUGCCUCCCUCAAACACCAAUAGGCCAACUUUUCAUCCAACUACCACUGAACCAGUGUCAGCAAGUUUUCCAUUGAAAACCCCAAAUCAGAAGAUGGAGGAGGAGGAAGUGUUUUUCUCCUUUGUCAUCCUGCACGCAGCAGAGGAUGUGGAUAUGGCUGAGAAGUUAAAAGAGGAACUAGAGUCUAUAGUUGGUGGUGAAGGAGCAACCUUCUCUCAGAACUUUGCCAUCCCAGGCAGGAACACCCUCAUGUGUGUGGAGGAUGCCAUCAACAAUUCCGCCUUCACUAUCCUGAUGCUUACUCGCAACUUCAACACCCGUCUGCUGGAGGUAGAAACCAGUUCUGUGCUCAUGAAUGCCAUUGAGAAUCUGCACAAGUACAACACUGUCAUCCCUUUUCUGCCACAGGAGAACCGUAUGCCCCGAGAGAACAUGCCCAAAGUUCUGAGGAUCUUUAUUCCGUUAGAGGAAGGUAAUGCCUUUGAGAAAAAGGCAAAAAGGGCCAUGGCUCCAGCAAAUAUUGCUAAACAGAGGAGAUUGUGGUUGAGCGAGCAGGCAGUGAGGGCGCAGGUUAGGAGACAGGAGAGACUACGACAAGAGGAAAGGUUUCAAAUGGAUUUAAUUCGUGGUCAGGAGACAGAAAGAAUGCAGAGAUAUUUGUUGCAACAACAACGUUCCAAUCAACCCUCGACUCCCGCAAUGCCUCACUUUACUGCUCCAUUUUUAGGAAGUACACCUAUAAAUGUGUCCAAUAUGUCAGUGACACCACCGCAACAUGAGUGGAGUCACCCAGCAGGAAACAUCCACAUCCAGAAUGCUCGCUAUGUCAUGUUUGGGAAUGACUCUAAAAUGACUGUCGGACAAGGAGGGGACAGCAGUGGGGAUGAAGAGGACAGGUUCUAAAUUGAAUAUGAUGUAAUAAAGAAGAGGGUUAAAUGUGGUCUUGUGAAAGCUAGUUAUUCUGGAGUAAUCAUUUAGGAGUAUAUUACACUUUUGGAACAGAAAUCCUGUUUAUUUUCUUCUUGAUGGCCAUUUUGUGUAUUGGUGGUGUUUUUGCAUUGACUAUGAUCAUAGUUCAAUGUUACAUUAGUUGAUUGCUUAAACAAAUCAUUUCUGAUGUCCUGUACCAUUUAAGUGAAAGUCCUCAUUUUGAAUCAACUGUCAUCGCUUGCAAAAGCUAUCAUUUUAAAUCUGGAGACAAUGGUGCAGUCUCAGGUACACCGAGAAUGAAGGGAUUGGUGCAAACUGGUGAAUAGGAAAUAAGAUAAGUUUGUUGUGGUUUAAUUUAAUUGUUUCUCUUUUAAAAUUCUAUCAGUGUUUUUUUUCCCAUUGUGUUCAAUCACUUCUGAUAUGCAAUAAAUACAUAAGGCUCCA
Messenger RNA from Salmo salar (Atlantic salmon), 3032 nucleotides. RefSeq names its product TIR domain containing adaptor molecule 1 (gene ticam1). Gene Ontology annotation, molecular function: signaling adaptor activity. Gene Ontology annotation, cellular component: endosome. Gene Ontology annotation, biological process: positive regulation of canonical NF-kappaB signal transduction; positive regulation of type I interferon production; TRIF-dependent toll-like receptor signaling pathway. The record is from RefSeq and is a predicted model, not a curated record. Lineage: Eukaryota; Metazoa; Chordata; Actinopteri; Salmoniformes; Salmonidae.